CCUUGUUCAUUUGUUCACAUCACUUCCCUUUCCUCAUCUCCUAAAAACAGCCUUCUUUGCUCUGCGAAUGAUCCACAAAAAAAGAAAGAAAUGAAAUAGUUUCAAGUGGAAGGGGAAAAAAACAGAGCAAGAAACAGGGCAAGCAGGGGACAACAUUUACCAUCUCCUUCAUCAAAUCACCCUCCUCUUUCUUUCUCUCCUCCACUCGCUGGUUUGAAUCAACAUUCAGCAACAUCCAUUUGCGGUUGCUGCUGAUGGAAACAGAGCUUCCAUGAAAAGCGUGCUAGGAGUUUCUUCCUCUUCUGAAUUAUUUCGUCCAACCUAGGAUUGGGUUUUCCUUGUGUGGUUCGGAUUAUGUGUUGGCGCCGUGUCUCGCAUUGAUAAUCUGUGGGGUACGUUUUUUUCCGUCUGAGAAGAAUGUACCCUAGCAGCUGCUCCUCCCUAGGGUUCCUGCUGCUCCUCUCUUUGAUCCCUUUCGCCCUUUCCAAGACCAACUCUCAGGACGUGGCGGCUCUGAAUGUGAUGUACACGAGCUUGAAUUCUCCGUCGAAGCUGGAUGGGUGGAAGGCCAGCGGCGGGGACCCUUGUGGCGAUUCCUGGGAUGGAAUUACAUGCUCUGGCUCCAAAGUUACCGAAGUAAGAUUAUCAGGGAUGGGACUGACAGGAACUCUGGGCUAUCAGCUCUCGAACUUGAAAUCCGUGACCUACUUUGAUGUGAGCAAGAACAAGCUCCAGAACCAGAUUCCCUAUCAACUCCCUCCAAAUGCGGCUUACAUAGAUCUUUCGAAGAACGCAUUCACAGGCAAUGUACCUUAUUCUAUCUCACUGAUGUCUGACCUUGAGCAUCUAGAUGUUGGCAAUAACAAGUUGAAUGGGCAGCUCACUGACAUGUUUCAGAAACUUCCCAAACUCAAAGUCAUGGAUCUAUCCAACAACCAAUUGUCUGGGGAUCUGCCGCAAAGUUUGUCAUCCUUAAAAAGUUUGGCUCAAUUGUUCUUGCAGAACAACAAAUUCACAGGGAAAAUCACAAUGCUGGGGGACCUUCCACUGGACGAGCUGAACCUGGCCAACAACAAGUUCACCGGCUGGAUCCCUGCCAAGCUUGAGGAUAUCAAUAACCUAGAUACCGAUGGGAACAAUUGGUCGAAAGGGCCGGCACCGCCGGGCCAGAAAAAGGCUGCGAAUGCCGGGAAAGGCGGCGGAGGAGCUCGGAUCUCGACCGGGGUGCUGAUCGCUCUGAUCGUGUUGGGAGUGGUCGUCAUCGCUGCACUUCUCAUCAUCGUCUUCUUCUCCAGGAGGAAAUCCUCUUCCCCUUCUUCUUUCCUCGACGACGAGGAGAAGAGCCACCACCAAAACCGCAAGUCGAACAAUAAUUUCACUCCUCUCACUUCUCAGGAGCUCUCCCACAACCCUCCUCCUCCGGUUCUGCCCCCUCAUUUGCGCCAAGGCGCCCUAAGAGAGUCAUUCGAGUCGUCCAACUCGGUGGACGUCAAGACGCCCCAAAAGGCGCCGUCACAAGGCUACAACAAGCAGCCGCCGGCCGACUUCGCCCAGUCCCUCAACGACAACGUGUUCGCCAGCCGCCUCAACUCCAAGAAAGGCGGCGCCGCCAGGGCCGCCGUCCCCUACGCCCUGUCGGACCUGCAGAGCGCAACCGCCAGCUUCGCCGCGGGGCGGCUCCUCGGUGAAGGCUCCCUGGGCCGGGUCUACCGGGCCAAGUACGCCGACAACAAGGUCCUCGCCGUCAAAAAAAUCGACUCCUCCUACUUCCACGAUUCCAACAAGGACGGCGGCGACGAGUUCUCGGAGAUCGUGGCGAGCAUCUCGAAAGUGCACCACCCCAACAUCGUGGAGCUGGUCGGGUUCUGUUCGGAGCAAGGCCACAACAUGUUGGUGUACGAGUACUAUCGGAACGGGUCGUUGCACGAUUUUCUUCACAAUUCCGGGGAUUUCAGCAAUCCGCUGACUUGGAAUACCCGCGUCCGCAUCGCCCUUGGCACUGCCCGGGCCGUCGAGUAUCUCCACGAAGCGUGCUCGCCGUCGGUGAUCCACAAGAACAUCAAAUCGUCGAACAUUUUGCUGGACCUCGAUCUGAAUCCCCACCUUUGUGACUACGGCUUAAUAAACAUGGCGGCGGGCGCAUGCAUUUGGCAGAGGACGAGCCAGAACCUAGGAGUAGGUUACAACGCGCCGGAGUGCACGACGCCGUCCGCCUACUCGAUGAAGAGCGACAUCUACAGCUUCGGCGUCGUCAUGCUCGAGCUGCUCACCGGCCGGAUGCCUUUUGACCACACAAAGCAGAAGUCGGAGCAAGCGCUGGUCCGGUGGGCGACGCCGCAGCUGCACGACAUAGACGCGCUGGCGCAGAUGGUGGACCCGGCGCUGCGGGGGCUCUACCCUCCCAAAUCACUCUCCAGGUUCGCCGACAUCAUCGCGCUCUGCGUCCAGGCGGAGCCGGAGUUCCGGCCGGCGAUGUCGGAGGUGGUGCAGUCGCUGGUGACGCUGGUGCAGCGGUCCAGUAUGAACAUGAAGGAUGAUCUCGCCGCUUCUCGUCGCACCGAAGACCUCGAUUAUUGAAUCACUUGCAUCAAAGAUUCAACGUACUUCAUAGUUGAUUAUAUCAAGUUUCUUGUAUUUCGGUUUUAUAAAAUUAUAGUUGGGGUUGGAAUAUUGGUAAAUUUGAUGUAAUUUGCUCAUUCUUUUUUUUUUUCGUUGAUGUAUUUUUGCCAUUUCUAUUUGUAGAGGUACAUUGUCGAUUAGAAUUCUUCUUUUAGGUUGAAUAAAGUUUUUGUUCGAAGG
Molecule: messenger RNA, 2799 nt
Organism: Linum tenue
Lineage: Eukaryota; Viridiplantae; Streptophyta; Magnoliopsida; Malpighiales; Linaceae
Source: the annotation of a GenBank genome assembly